CACUGGGCAUCCGGCUGUCAGCCGGGUCAGCAGUCUCUUGGUCAUCCCCUGCACCCUGUCCGCAGUCUCUUGGUCAUCCCCUGCACCCUGUCCGCAGUCUCUUGGUCAUCCCCUGCACCCUGUCCGCAGUCUCUUGGUCAUCCCCUGCACCCUGUCCGCAGUCUCUUGGUCAUCCCCUGCACCCUGUCCGCAGUCUCUUGGUCAUCCCCUGCACCCUGUCCGCAGUCUCUUGGUCAUCCCCUGCACCCUGUCCGCAGUCUCUUGGUCAUCCCCUGCACCCUGUCCGCAGUCUCUUGGUCAUCCCCUGCACCCUGUCCGCAGUCUCUUGGUCAUCCCCUGCACCCUGUCCGCAGUCUCUUGGUCAUCCCCUGCACCCUGUCCGCAGUCUCUUGGUCAUCCCCUGCACCCUGUCCGCAGUCUCUGGUCAUCCCCUGCACCCUGUCCGCAGUCUCUUGGUCAUUUCCUGUACUAAGUCCGCAGCAGUCUCUGGUCAUCCCCUGUACUGUGUCCGCAGUC
Molecule: messenger RNA, 516 nt
Organism: Staurois parvus
Lineage: Eukaryota; Metazoa; Chordata; Amphibia; Anura; Ranidae
Source: the annotation of a GenBank genome assembly